Messenger RNA from Pristis pectinata (smalltooth sawfish), 4437 nucleotides. It is a transcript of the gene amfra, whose product is annotated as autocrine motility factor receptor a. Gene Ontology annotation, biological process: protein K48-linked ubiquitination; ubiquitin-dependent protein catabolic process; endoplasmic reticulum unfolded protein response. The record is from RefSeq and is a predicted model, not a curated record. Lineage: Eukaryota; Metazoa; Chordata; Chondrichthyes; Rhinopristiformes; Pristidae. The coding region runs from base 235 to 2367 and encodes 710 amino acids. Gene Ontology annotation, cellular component: endoplasmic reticulum; cytosol; ubiquitin ligase complex. The transcript has 14 exons. Gene Ontology annotation, molecular function: ubiquitin binding; ubiquitin protein ligase activity.
CAGACACGACGUCCAUGACAACGUGACCUCACCCCUUCAGGAUGUUCUCUGAACUAGGAUGACGUCUCCCAGGCAUCACUUCCGGGUGUUUCCAACAGCUCGCCGCCCACCCCGCGCUUUGGCGACGUCGUCGGAUCGUCGCGGCCAGAGGCUGGGAGCGGGAGAGACAGCGGGACGUGUGUGCGGUCGUCACCGGGGUAACGGCACCGCUGGACACCGGCCUCGGCGCCGACCAUGCCGCUGCUUUUCCUUGAGCGCUUCCCUUGGCCCAGCCUGAGGACGUACACAGCCCUCAGCGCCGUGCUGCUGGCCGCCAGCCUGUUCAGCGCCUACUCCCACCUCAGCCUGCCGCCGGGGCAAGCCCCGAUCUCCGUCCACCGUCACCACCCCAACCUCGGCACUCCCGCCCCCAUUGACGCCAUAAGCGGCGAUCAGCCGCCCGCGGCGGGCCGGGGCAGCAGCGGCCAGGAGACCGGAGCAAACGCCGCGCAGCACGGCGCCCCCGGCCCAGGGGGCAACGGCGACCAUGGUGAAGCCGAUCUGGGACCAUCGGGCAGACCGGAGUGGGCUGAAGGCCAGGGAUUCGCCCUGGACAUGGCCUGGUACCUGGUGUCAGACGGCUGGUGUAUUUGGGUGUUGGUGAACACUGCCUGUUGUUUUCUGAUGUUGAUUGGAAAGCUGAUCCAGUAUGUGGUCUUUGGAACUCUGCGGGUCAGUGAAAGACAGCAUCUGAAGGACAAAUUUUGGAAUUUCAUUUUCUACAAGUUUAUCUUCAUUUUUGGUGUGCUGAAUGUUCAAACUGUCGAGGAGGUGGUGAUGUGGUGCCUGUGGUUUGCUGUUCUUGUCUUCCUUCACCUCAUAGUCCAGCUAUGUAAAGACCGCUUUGAAUACUUGUCUUUCUCUCCAACUACUCCAAUGAGUAGCCAUAUCAGAGUCUUGGCACUGCUGGUUUCCAUGUUACUGUCCUGUUGUAGUCUGGCUGUGGUUUGUGUGCUGGUUGGAUAUUCACAUGGAAUGCAUACUCUGUCUUUCAUGGCAGCUGAGUGUUUGGUUGUGAUGGUACGGACAGCACAUGUUAUUCUGAGGUACUUUAUUCAUCUCUGGGACCUGAAUCAUGAGGGCACUUGGGAGAGUAAAGGCACCUAUGUUUAUUACACUGAUUUUGUCAUGGAAUUGAACCUUCUCUCAGUGGAUCUAAUGCAUCACAUUCACAUGCUGUUGUUUGGAAAUAUUUGGCUAUCAAUGGCAAGCCUGGUGAUAUUCAUGCAGCUCCGCUAUCUUUUCCACGAAGUCCAGCGUCGGUUGAAGCGUCACAAGAAUUACUUGCGUGUGGUGGGCAACAUGGAAGCAAGGUUCGCAGCUGCCACUCCUGAGGAACUGGCUUCCAAUGAUGAUGAUUGUGCCAUCUGCUGGGACUCCAUGCAGUCUGCUCGCAAGCUACCCUGUGGACAUCUCUUCCACAAUUCAUGCCUUCGUUCCUGGCUUGAGCAGGACACCUCUUGUCCUACCUGCAGAAUGUCACUCAACAUUAAUGAAGAUAACCGUGUUGGGGAAACUCACCGACGAGACAACUUGGAUGAGAAUAUGGGGCCUGUGCCAGUUGUGGAUGGCAGGCCACAUCUUAAUCAUCACAACCAUUUCUUCCAUUUUGAUGGAUCUCGUAUUGCCAGCUGGCUGCCUAGUUUUUCAGUGGAAGUGAUGCAUACAACAAAUAUCCUUGGCAUUGCACAGGCUAACAAUUCUCAACUCAAUGCUAUGGCUCAUCAGAUCCAAGAGAUGUUUCCCCAAGUUCCAUAUCAUCUCGUUCUCCAGGACCUACAGCUAACACGUUCAAUGGAAAUCACCACUGAUAACAUACUGGAAGGAAGAAUUCAGGUUCCCUUUCCCCAGCAGCGACAAGAUAGUAGACCAGCAUUAAAUGGUACAGUUGCAGAAGAGGACAAUGGUAAUCCAGAUGAUUCAAACAGUGAACAGCAGACUGAGCGUCCAGCCCCUGAGCCUACCCACAGUAUAGAAGAGACAUUUGGAACUGGAAUUGAGCUUCCACGAGUUGAUGUUCCAGCUGAGGACUUUGAGGCACGGGGAAGUCGCUUCUCAAAAUCAACGGACGAGAGACAACAAAUGUUAGUGCAGCGUAAAGAGGAACUACUACUUCAAGCACGGAGGCGGUAUGCAAAUAGAAGCCAGAAUGAAGCAGACAGUUUAUCUAAUGGUGACACGUCGUCUGGAUCAUCAUCGAACAGCAUUUCUCUUUCUUUACGACAACAAGCCUCGGCAGUUGCAGCCGAAAGAAGACGUCUCCAGCAGUGGCAGGACUCUGGUUUUGAUGAUGCAAGACUGAGAACCCGGAAUCUGGACACUUCCUGAAUUGCUUGUUUGGCUCUGCUUUUGCUUGCAGCAGUAAGAGCAGAACGAGCAGCAUCCCAAACCACUCGGCAAAGUCAUGCCAUUGAGCUGGAACGUUGUACUAUCACACAUACUGUUGCUGCACAAAAGGAGCCAGCAUUAACAGUAUUUGGGGUGGGAAGUGGCAUGGAUGAUUUUUUUUAUAUAUACAGCUUUUGUGGAAACAGUAAACGGCUUUAUACCUGCAAAAGAAAAACUUAAUAGCUGCAAGUGUCUGGAAGCUACUUUUAAACUCGAAGGAAAUAUAUGCAGUCUACAGGUUUGCUCUGUUGGACUGUGAAAGGCUGUCUAGUUCCGUGAACUCACUGGGCAGUGCAAGAUAGUUCCUUGGGGCCUAAUCAGCAAAGCUGAUGUGUAGUGAUGUUUGACGGCAAUGUUGAUCAUCUUGUUUUUUCCAUUAUUCAAGAAACAGAACAAUUUUACACAUUUUUCACCAGCCCCUCAUCCCUCCCUUUUCUGCAGAUCAUAUUAUUGCCGUUGCUACUUCAGUGGCUUCCUUGUCCAUAUGGAACAAGAGUUUUAAUACUAUUAGGUUUUAUUUGAAUCUUUAACUGUCCUGUUUCAAAUUGCUCCAUUUAACCUGAACUGUAAUGCUAUCAUUCAUUAAUUCCAAGUAGUCCAUGUUGGGUGUACUAUUUGUAUGAUCUGAUUAGUUUCAGCUUGUGUCAUUGGCAUUGGAUUGGUUUGAUAUUUUACUGCCUGAUGGGUUGCUACUUUUUUUGGAAAUGUAGUGUGGAGAUUUGAAAUGGUGUGAUGGAAAGUUACAAAGUGACAUUCCAUAUUCCCUUAAGAGUUUAAGCCAAAAAUGUUUUAAUAGGCUUGAACAUUUUCAAUCCCACUUUCCAAAACUUGUUACCUGAAACACACGCAACACACCUCCCUCUGUAACCAAAUGUCUUCUCGUAGUUUGUCAUGGAAAUUUAAGAACUGUAUCUAAUAUACAAGUAGCAUGUGAAGGAACUUGAGAGCCUGUAUUCUGCCCUUUCAGGAUAUAUCUGGUGUUCAGAAAAUUUGGCUAUGAUUUUUCUCAGAAAUCUCCUUCAUAUAGCUCUAAAACUUUUUGAGGUGGUUUAGAUAUGUUUAUCCAGCUCUAUGGUGUUUUAUGCAUGAUCUAUAUUGCUGAUCAUGUAACAACUUUGAUGAACAUUAUUUUAAAGUAUUGCAUGUUCACUAUUGCAUUUAGUAUAAUCUCUGGAAUUGGCCACAUGUAAAUUAAAGAUUUAUUUAAUAUUCUGUUCCCCAGUUUUGAACAUGUGCUGAUUUUUCACAACUUUAUGCAAUAUUUCAAGUAAUUGAUACUGACCUAAAUUAUACUGAGUAUUUCAGUGUAGACACGUGGUAAGUAACUAUACUGAAAAACUUGAAAGAAUACUUGUUGGUUCCUGCUUUGACUAAUGUUUGGAUGUUUUACAACAAUCACAGCUGCAGCUACAAAUGAGUUUUGGCACAGCAUUAUUUUUCCAGAAAUCUUUUUGGGAAGAGAAAAUAAAAGCAUAAAUCCCAGUAUUCUGUUUCUGUUCUUUGUAAUUGAAAUAACAUUCUAGAAAAUUAGUUCAACAACCAAUAUUACAUAGAAUUUGAAAUUGAUUCUAUUUUUUCUCCAUGAGCACUCAAAGGAACAGUGUUCUGACUUUUUCAGAUUCUGCACAUGACAAUGGUUAGGCAGGAAUGCAACUGCUCACUGGUGAUAUCUUUUCAUUAGCUUUGUAGAUAAGUUUUGGGAGGGAAUGAGAUCUUCAAAUGUCAGUGCAAUGUGAGCAUGUUGUUACUUUGUUACUUGCUGAAUUCAACUGAUGUAAAUUGUGGUAGGAACACUUUAAUGUGCACUUAUAAAGGAAGAAUCUUUUAGAACCUUAUUGUACCAAACUCUGAGGAAUGAGUGAAUGUGUAGGACUUUGCAAAAUGCCUUGUUGUGAUGCUUUACUUUGAGAGGACUUCAACUUAUAAUUUGUUUUGCAUAUUAAGCACUAUUACCACAUUUUCAUUUUUUACAAUUAUUUAAAUAAAAUGCAGUUUUUGAUUUGCCCAAAA